Molecule: messenger RNA, 2137 nt
Organism: Salvia hispanica
Lineage: Eukaryota; Viridiplantae; Streptophyta; Magnoliopsida; Lamiales; Lamiaceae
Gene: EXO70H7
Product: exocyst subunit exo70 family protein H7
Biological process (GO): exocytosis
Cellular component (GO): exocyst
Molecular function (GO): phosphatidylinositol-4,5-bisphosphate binding
Source: RefSeq, a predicted model, not a curated record
AUAUUCUCUCUCGUCCAACAACAAAACAUCACCAAAGCCUCUCAAUUAUUAAAUAUCUCUCUCACUAUCAAUCAAAUUUUAAAAAUGAAGGCUUCGAUUUUUUCCAAGAGAGUUUCUUCUCCGUCGCGGCAUUCUGGCUCUCCGUCCUCCACGCCGUCACGCUCCAGCCACCAGUCCUUCUCCGAGACGAUGAUGGAGGAGAAUCUCGACCUCGCUGAGGUCAUAAUCACGGCGUCGGCCAUCGAUGCCCACAGACACCAGGAAUUCUCAUCGCUCUUCGUCGAGGACAGAAGAGAAGCCAGGAAAUUCCUCGAUACGGUGAGCAGCCUGCAGCACGCGAUGCACUACUACGUCAAGCUCAGCUCCGCCUCCGAUAGACUCGUCCGAGCUCAGAACUUGAUGCAGAUUGCCAUCAAGAGAUUGGAGAAGGAGUUCCACCUAAUUUUAUCUUCAAAUAGAAAAAAUCUCGACUCCGAAUCGGUUUCCUGCCGCUCGUCCAGGGCUUCCGCCCGAUCCAGCGUCUCCGACUACUACUACUACGAAGAUGAAAUUUCCGAUGAAGGAGAGGAGAGCACUAGCACAACGCCGCCUCGAACUCCACCUCGCGGAGAGAACGCGGAGGCGGAUCUCGCGAUGGCGGAUUUGAGGAAUAUCGCUGACUGUAUGAUUGCGUCUGGCUAUGGCAGAGAAUGCGUCAAUAUUUACAAACUCGUCAGGAAAUCGAUAAUUGAUGAGACUUUGUAUUAUCUCGGAGUUGAGAAAUUGAGCCAACACCAGAUGCAGAAAAUGGAAUGGAGUGCUCUGGAGCAGAAAAUUAAGACCUGGCUGCACGCUGUGAAAAUUGCCGUGAAAACCUUAUUUUGCGGCGAGAGGAUUCUCUGCGACAUAGUCUUCUCCUCCUCGGAGAAGAUCGCCGAAUCGUGCUUUACCGAGAUCUCGAAGGAUGCGGCGGUGAGGCUCUUCAGUUUCCCGGAGGUCUUCGGGAGAUGCAAGAAGAUCCUUUCGCCGGAGAAGAUGUUCCGCACCCUAGAUCUAUUCGAGGCGAUUUCCGAUCUGUGGCCAGAUAUUGAAUCGAUCUUCUCUCACGAAUCGGCGGCGGCGGUGAGGAUCGAGGCGGAGGCGGCGCUGGUAAAGCUCGGCGAAUCGGUGAGGAUUAUACUGACGCAAUUCGAGGCGGCGAUUCAGAAGGACUCGUCGAAGACACCGGCCGGCGGCGGCGUCCACCCGCUCACGCGCUACGUAAUGAACUACCUCGUCUUCCUGGCGGACUACAGCGGCGCGGUCUCCGUCAUCAUAGCCGACUGGUCAGUGGCGGCUGAGACGCCUCUGCCGCAGGCGUACUUCUCGAGCCCCACCUCCGCCUUGGCAGACGACCCCUGCGUGGCGGCGAUCACCACCAGGCUAGCGUGGCUGAUUCUGGUCCUCCUCUGCAAGCUCGACGGCAAGGCGGUGAAGUACAACGACGUCGCAUUGUCCUACUUGUUCCUAGCCAACAACCUAAACUACGUGGUUUCGAAGGUCCGGAACUCCAAACUGGGGCUCCUGAUGGGACCCGAAUGGAUAUCCGAAAACAGAGCGAAAGUGAGCAAGUAUCUCUCAAAUUACCAGCGGAUGGGAUGGAGCAAAGUGAUGGGUGCACUGCCUGAGGAUCCGACGGCGGAGAUUUCUCCCGAGCAAGUGACGGAUUGUUUCCAACAGUUCAAUGCUGCUUUCGAGGAGGCGUACAAGAAGCAGGCUUCGUGGCUCAUACCCGACCCGAAACUGCGCGAUGACAUGAAGAUAUCCCUAGCGAAAAGGAUCGUGCCGAGUUACCGGAUGUUUUACAACAAGCACAGAGACGACUACGCGAGGAGAUUCAGAUUCGGAACGGACUCAAUUGUGAGAUAUGUCCCUGAGGAUUUGAGCAAUUACUUGUCGGACUUGUUUUUUGCUGCGUCGUCUGAUAACGACACAUCAGUUACCUCAUCGCGCGGCCGUUGAUAACAAUAUUCAACGGACGGCUGCCGCCUCUACAUGUACAGUUUGAUAGCUCAAUACUAUUGUUUAUCUUGUAUUUUUGUGGAUGAGAAACCAACGACAAUUGUAAUUUCUAGAAGGUGAUAAAUGAUGAACUGACUCCUUGAGAAGGACUUAUGUA